Papilio xuthus (Asian swallowtail) is the source of this 861-nucleotide messenger RNA. The record is from RefSeq and is a predicted model, not a curated record. Lineage: Eukaryota; Metazoa; Arthropoda; Insecta; Lepidoptera; Papilionidae.
AAUUUUUAUUUGAAAUGCAUAAAUACUGUUGUUUAGCAGAAUUGAAAAAGAAUAAGUCAUUUUGUUUAAAAAAGAAAAAAAAAGUUGCGACUUUAUGCGUCGGAUGAGUAAUUUCAUGUCUAUUAUAAAAAAAAUAUUUAACGUUUUAUUAAUGACAUUACGAGGUUAUGUUUCACGAUUUUGUAAUUAGAUACAGAUUAGGUUUACGAAAUGCACGAUUGUGGUUACUAGUUCACAAGAAGUACGACAAAGUUAUAUUAGCUAUAACCUCGCAUUGUCGUUGACGUGUUGUGUUUGUUGUUGGGAAAAUAUAUCGCAAAAUGGAUCAGAUUGUUGGAAAGAAAUAUAAAUUGAAAACAUCGGAUAAUUUUGACGAAUAUUUAAAAUAUAUCGGCGUUGGAUUCAUAUCUCGAAAAACCGCAAAUUCUGUGUCACCAGUUUGUGUGGUGACACAAAAUGAUGACGGUUCAUAUACGUUGGCUAUGAUGACAACAUUACGAAAUAUUUACACAACUUUUAAACUUGACGAAGAGUUCGAAGAAGAAAGGGCGGAUGGAACCAAGGUUAAAUCAACAAUAGUGCUUGAAGGUAAUAAAUUAAUACAAACUCAAAUAGAACCUAAUGGAAGAAAAUCUGUACACGUGAGGGAAUUCACACCGAAGACUUUAACCGUGACGUCCACUGCAGAAGGAUGGAAUGGACAAUGCAUCAGAGUGUACGAACUUGUUGAAUAAUUAAUUCUUUAUUCGUUUAUUUAGAAUAUUAUGUUUAUUUCAUUUUUGUAUCUUAAGUGUGGAGUAUUGUAAAUGUAAGGUUAUGUUUUCAUUUAAUUUUAAUUUAAAAAUAAAUAAUACGAUCUCA